Acomys russatus (golden spiny mouse) is the source of this 3926-nucleotide messenger RNA. RefSeq names its product CAS1 domain containing 1 (gene Casd1). Bases 108 to 2918 code for a protein of 936 amino acids. The record is from RefSeq and is a predicted model, not a curated record. Gene Ontology annotation, molecular function: N-acetylneuraminate 9-O-acetyltransferase activity. The transcript has 18 exons. NCBI's taxonomy places the organism in Eukaryota, Metazoa, Chordata, Mammalia, Rodentia, Muridae. Gene Ontology annotation, cellular component: Golgi membrane.
ACUUUCUUCCGGAUAAGUAGUUCUAUUGUCCCAACCUGGACUAGGUAGCUGCCAGUCCACCUGGAGACAACCCCAGAGCUGGCAUCUGGGCCUUGGCCCACUGCCCCAUGUCUCUGCAGCUGCAGCCGCCCGCCGCCGCCGCCUGUGACCCGGUGACCCCAGGGGCCCAUCUGGGCAUGGUGACCCCGGAGCCCCGGGCAUCCGGACCCCCCUCACAGGCGCAGCCGCUAUUAAGGCAGGAGGCUACCGGGGAGCAGGAAGGGGAGGAGACAGGCGGCCAGGGCGCCUGGGGCACCGGGACGGCGGAGCAGCGGCGGCGGGGUUGGGGGGAGGCCGAAGAGGGCCCCGGGAAGGCCGGCGGCUGCGAGGCCACGGGCUCGGGCUCCCCGGAGGGCGGUGCGGGUGACGGACAAGGGAGCUGGCGGCUGCUCCUCGGCUGGCUACUGCGCCGGCCGCCCCAGUGCUGCCCCUGCGCGGCGCCCCUUCCCCGCUCCGCCGCGCACAGUUGUCAUGGAGGAACCAAGAUGGCGGCUCUGGCCUACAACCUGGGCAAGCGGGAGAUCAACCACUACUUCAGCGUGAGGAGCGCCAAGGUGCUGGCGCUGGUGGCCGUUCUGCUGCUAGCCGCGUGCCACCUCGCGUCCCGCCGCUACCGAGGCAAUGAUUCCUGUGAAGACCUUCUGUCAAGUGGCAGAUUUCUUGGCGAAAAAGUCUGGCAGCCUCACAGUUGUAUGAUGCAUAAAUACAAAAUAAGUGAAGCAAAGAAUUGCCUUGUAGAUAAACACAUUGCGUUUAUUGGAGAUUCCAGGAUCCGUCAAUUAUUUUAUUCUUUUGUAAAAAUCGUUAACCCCCAGUUUAAAGAAGAAGGGAAUAAGCAUGAGAACAUUCCUUUUGAAGAUAAGAUUGCAUCAGUUAAAGUGGAUUUUUUUUGGCACCCAGAAGUUAAUGGUUCUAUGAAACAGUGUAUCAAGGCAUGGACUGAGGACUUGGUUGCAAAACCCCAUGUGAUCGUAGCAGGAGCAGCCACGUGGUCCAUCAAGAUUCACAAUGGUAGCGAGGAAGCACUAUCUCAGUAUAAAAUGAACAUCUCUUCCAUAGCACCAUUCUUAGAGAAAUUGGCCAAGACUAGUGAUGUUUAUUGGGUCUUACAAGACCCAGUUUACGAAGAUCUCUUAAGUGAAAAUAGGAAAAUGAUCACUAACGAGAAAAUAGAUGCCUACAAUGAAGCUGCAGUCAGUAUUCUGAACAGUAGCACCAGAAACUCUAAGUCUAAUGUCAAGAUGUUCAGUGUUUCCAAACUAAUUGCUCAAGAAACCAUCAUGGAGUCUUUGGAUGGCUUACACCUUCCCGAAUCAAGCAGAGAAACUAGUGCGAUGAUCCUCAUGAACGUGUGCUGUAAUAAGAUUCUGAAGCCUGUGGACGGUUCCUGCUGCCAGCCCCGGCCUCCUCUGACUCUCAUCCAGAAGCUAGCGGCUUGUUUUUUCACUUUGUCCAUUUUUGGGUAUUUAAUUUUCUAUGUAAUCCAUCGUAACGCUCACCGGAAGAAUAAACCAUGUCCUGAUUUGGAAAGUGGCGAGGAGAAAAAGAAUAUUAUCAAUACUCCUGUGUCUUCAUUGGAAAUCCUUUUACAGUCUUUCUGCAAGCUUGGCCUGAUUAUGGCCUAUUUCUAUAUGUGCGACCGUGCAAACCUGUUUAUGAAGGAAAACAAAUUCUACACGCAUUCAUCAUUCUUUAUUCCAAUUAUCUACAUAUUGGUUUUGGGAGUGUUUUACAAUGAAAAUACGAAGGAGACUAAAGUAUUAAACCGAGAACAAACAGAUGAAUGGAAAGGCUGGAUGCAGCUGGUUAUCUUGAUUUAUCACAUCUCUGGCGCAAGUACAUUUCUGCCUGUGUAUAUGCACAUUCGAGUUCUGGUGGCCGCAUAUCUGUUUCAGACGGGAUAUGGGCACUUCUCUUACUUUUGGGUCAAAGGAGAUUUUGGAAUCCAUAGAGUAUGUCAGGUCUUAUUUCGUCUCAACUUCCUGGUUGUGGUGUUAUGUAUCGUAAUGGAUCGACCUUAUCAAUUCUAUUACUUUGUCCCCUUGGUCACCGUGUGGUUCAUGGUCAUAUAUGUCACUUUAGCACUGUGGCCACAAAUAAUCCAAAAAAAGGCAAACGGAAAUUGUUUCUGGCAUCUUGGCUUACUGUUGAAACUCACCUUUUUGCUGCUGUGCAUAUGUUUCCUGGCAUAUUCUCAGGGUGCAUUUGAGAAGAUCUUUUCUCUGUGGCCACUUUCCAAGUGUUUCGAGCUAAAAGGGAACGUGUAUGAGUGGUGGUUCAGAUGGAGGUUAGACCGUUACGUAGUCUUCCAUGGGAUGCUGUUUGCCUUCAUUUAUCUGGCUUUACAGAGACGUCAAAUACUUUCUGAAGGAAAGGGUGAACCUCUUUUUUCAAACAAAAUUUCCAACUUUCUAUUAUUUAUUUCAGUAGUGUCUUUCUUGACCUAUUCCAUCUGGGCUAGCAGUUGUAAAAACAAAGCAGAGUGUAAUGAGCUGCACCCAUCUGUUUCCGUGGUACAGAUUGUGGCUUUCAUCCUGAUAAGGAACAUCCCUGGAUAUGCCCGUUCUGUUUACAGUUCAUUUUUUGCUUGGUUUGGAAAAAUUUCACUAGAGCUGUUUAUUUGUCAGUAUCACAUAUGGCUGGCAGCAGACACAAGGGGCAUCUUGGUCCUGGUUCCUGGCAACCCUACUCUCAACAUCAUCGUCAGCACUUUCAUCUUUGUUUGCGUGGCUCAUGAAAUUUCUCAGAUCACUACAGACCUCGCACAGGUCAUUAUUCCUAAGGACAACCCGUCUCUCUUCAGAAGGCUGGCAUGUACACUUGCAUUCUUCGGCGGACUGCUCAUCUUAUCCUCCAUUCAAGAUAAAUCAAGACUCUAGGCUCCUAAAAAAUCCUAAAAACAAAACUGUUUGGGCUUACUUUGCAUCUGUCUAGACAGGAAAAUCAUCUGUCUGAAGAUAUUAAGGACUGUGUAAAUACAAACACUUGGCAAGAGGACAGUUUUGUGAUGUCCGUUGAACUUGUGUGAUUGUAUAUAUGAGCACUGUAUAUACCCAAUGUGAAAUGCUUAAAAGCAAGGACCCAGGAUGUAUAUACAGGAGUGCAUGUAGAAAAGACUUUUCUACUGAAUCUGUGUCCAUUUAUAGGUGAUGAUAGUUAACAUAUGAAGGCAGGGAAAUGACCGAGUUUCCAGUAAACACAUGUAAGUAAUAUAAUUAGCCUAGUGACACCACUGAGUGUUUUGAUGUCCUGUAACUUUGUGGUAACCGUCCCGUCUGCAUCUGUACUCACAGAACCUCCUACGUCACUGAAAACUUAGUACCGAAGUGACCUGCAGUGUGUCUUUCUGUCUUAUGUGCAAUGAUGUGGAAUGAGAAACAGUGUGUCUUUAGCCCAUAUGUAUUCAUAGCCGCUGUGUGUUUCCCAUGUGACUGUUUCCUCGCUGUGGUUUGCAGGUGUGUAAGCCUAAAUCUUUGUACACUUUGCCCUUCACAGAGCUGUUCUAAAGCUCUGGGUUGAGGUUUUGUUAUUGUGGGUGUUGUCGUUGCUUCUUUUUAAAAAGGCCAAAUUUUCCUUCCAAUCUGAACAUUGUUUUUCUUUUCCCUAAGCUAUGGCAGGAUAAAAAUAAACUGCCCUGUGGAUCCCACUAAUGUUUGCUGGCCGCUAAUUAAGUAUUGCAUAUUAUUUCCAAUGUUUGGAAAGCUCUUUAUAGCCAUUUUGGUAUUGCCUAUUAUUCCCUCAUUUUUUUAAAACUAUUUAUCAAUCUGAACCUGUGCAUUGCAGUGAAGUUCCAAAUCUUUUGAUUGAAAUGUAUGAUCAUAGUAGAAUUUUAAGUAAACUGCUGACUUUGGACAAUAAAUGAUUUGUUCAGGUUUGUUUUUUUUUUU